This is a messenger RNA of Psilocybe cubensis, 600 nucleotides long. RefSeq lists its product as uncharacterized. The transcript has 5 exons. Gene Ontology annotation, biological process: endoplasmic reticulum to Golgi vesicle-mediated transport. The coding region runs from base 1 to 600 and encodes 199 amino acids. NCBI's taxonomy places the organism in Eukaryota, Fungi, Basidiomycota, Agaricomycetes, Agaricales, Agrocybaceae. Gene Ontology annotation, cellular component: COPII-coated ER to Golgi transport vesicle; Golgi membrane; endoplasmic reticulum membrane. Gene Ontology annotation, molecular function: COPII receptor activity. The record is from RefSeq and is a predicted model, not a curated record.
AUGGGCCUGCUCUACUACGUCAGCUAUGUGGCUAUAGUCGCUGCCUUCGCCUUUGUUACACUCUCCCUAGCAAGCGGAUUACUCUACGUAUCUGAAUUAAUCGAGGAGUAUUCACGUAUAGCCAAAACAGUGGGUCAGAGAAGUAUAUAUGUGAUAAUGGCCUUGCAUGUUGUGUUUUACUUCACGGAUUCCUUACCACUUCUUCAAACUCUAUUCUCCCUAACAUGCCACAUUGUAUACCUGCAAAAUUUUUCCAGCUCUUGGCCACUUAUCUCUCUCACCUCCCUGUCAUUCCUUGCAUCAUGCGCUCUUGUCAUUGCCGACCAUUUCAUCUGGUUCUUCUACUUUGCGCGCAUCACAAAUGAAGCAAGGCACGUUAGGGCGCACCGUAGCAAAAUACGCGAAGCGCCUGGCUUUACCGAAAUAGCGACAUUCUUUGCAAUAUGUGUUUGGUACACCCCGUUAUUCUUGUUCCUAAGUCUUAGUGCCAAUGAUAACGCGCUGCCGACAACUGCUGGUUUCCUUAUUCCUUACCAGCAGAACCCUCGUCCCCCACUUCUGGAUCUUCCACUCACAUUCAACCCUCUCGAAUUUCCUUGA